Drosophila innubila is the source of this 1068-nucleotide messenger RNA. RefSeq lists its product as uncharacterized. Bases 7 to 1005 code for a protein of 332 amino acids. The transcript has a single exon. Gene Ontology annotation, biological process: proteolysis. NCBI's taxonomy places the organism in Eukaryota, Metazoa, Arthropoda, Insecta, Diptera, Drosophilidae. Gene Ontology annotation, molecular function: serine-type endopeptidase activity. The record is from RefSeq and is a predicted model, not a curated record.
UUAAGAAUGCAACGAUAUCAAGUGUGCACUGUGUUUGUCCUUAUUCUAUUCCGGAUUUAUUCAAAUGAUGCCGAAUGGUUAAAAAAGUAUGAAGAGGACUAUCAUCGACCUACCUAUUAUAAUAAGGCCCAUAAGAGCGACAAACAUGUGGACUACAGUCAUACGUCAAUGGAAAGCCGUGAUUUGACGACAAAAACACCACGUAAUCUGUUGACAGAGUUUGAUCCAAAGAUCUACAAAAGCUACUAUGUGAAUAUUUUGAAUAGAGGGUCGGUGAUCUGUGCAGGUGCUCUCAUCUCCCGACGCAUGAUUAUCACCUCUUCACGUUGUUUUUUGCCAGACCCGAAAAAACCCACCGAAGAGUUUAAGGCUGAGGAAAUGUCUGUGAUCACAGGCAACGAUUUUGGUCCGGAUAGGAGUAAAACCUGGAAAGUGAUUGCAUUUUUUAUGCCAGCACCAAAAAAAAAUGGCAUGGGUGUCCAUGAUAUAGCACUUCUUGCAUUGCGAAAAAAGCUAAGAAAAGUCCAAUAUCGUUACAUCAAACUCUACAAUCGUAUGCCAAUGCCAGGAGCUGCUGUGACGAUGUCCUUUGUGGAUCACAAUAGCCAUGAUAUUACUUUAUACGAAAGUAAAGUCUUGAAUAUUGAUAGCUGUAACAAAACCUAUGAGAAAUUCGGUCAUCUGCACAUUCCCUUUGAUGAGGAGUUCUUCUGUGUGUCAAACAGAAAGAAAGCUGGUUGCAGCACUCGUCCUGGCGAUCCUUUGUUUAUUGAGAACAAACUCGCCGGCAUUAACAUAUAUGGCGAGCAAUGUGAUGAGCUGGAAGGAGGCCGCAAGGCUGAUGUGUAUUAUGCCAUUCGGCAUACAUUUAAAUUUAUUCAGAAGACAACGGAUAUGCUGAGAGCCUUUACAGGAACGGGUCCAUUCAACAAUUCGGCUACAACGAAAAGGACUCAACUGUUUCAAGAGACCACCACAAUUGCCACAUAUCUGAUUCACGAUUAAUUAACUCCAGAUAUCAUAAAAGCAUUUUGUAAAAUAACCAAAACAAUAAAAAGUUUGACAAGA